AAUGUCGAACAAGGCGGAGGGCAGUGGUGGAGGAAGUGUGGCUCAUGACAGCAGACCAGCCACCGACUCUACAGGGGACCUGACCGAAACAGAUGCUUUUGUCAAAAGCUCUUUCGAUGUGGAUCCCACAGAGGAGUACAAGAUGGGCCGCAAACGUCGAGGCCUUGCCCUCAUUUUUAACCAGGAGCGCUUCUUCUGGCGCCUGGGAUUAGGCGACAGACACGGAACCAAUGCCGACAGCUACAACUUGGAGAGAAGACUGCUGGAGCUGAACUUUGAAAUCAGAAGUUUUGACAACUACAAAAUGGUGGAGAUUCUGGAUAAAAUCUAUGAAGCUGCCCAAGAAGACCAUUCAGAUUCUGACUGCUUUCUGCUCGCCUUCCUGAGCCACGGAGAGGAUGAUCACGUUUUCGCCUACGAUGGCAAGAUCAGCCUCCAGGACAUAACGUCCUUGUUCAAAGGGGAUAAGUGUAGGACCCUUGUUGGAAAACCAAAGAUUUUUAUUAUCCAGGCAUGCCGUGGGGAUAAACACGACGUGCCGGUGACUCCACACGAUACUGUGGACAAUGACCUACGGACAAAUGAAGUGGUGGUGGACGCCAGCGCCGUCCACACCUUGCCCGCUGGUGCUGAUUUCAUCAUGUGCUACUCUGUGGCUGAGGGUUACUACUCCCACAGGGAGACUGUAAAUGGCACCUGGUACAUCCAGGACCUGUGUGAGUUGCUUAAGAAGUACGGGACUACCCUAGAAUUCACAGAGUUGCUCACGCUGGUCAACAGAAAAGUGUCCAUGAGGAAAGUUGGGAACAGCAACGACCGCAGCGCAAUCGGGAAGAAGCAGGUGCCGUGCUUUGCUUCCAUGCUCACUAAGAAACUCUAUUUCAGACCAAAGAAGUAACACUGUAGGACCGCAGUAGUUCACUUUGUUUUAUUUCUAUCUUUUAAAAGAGGAAUCUAAUACUGUUUGGGUAAAGGGAAAUGACUGUUUUUUUUCCUGUUCAUGCAUAUGCAGUGAAUGAUCUUUUCAUUAAUUUUAAGAAUUCAAGUGAAAUGAUUCCAAAAUACAGCUUGUAUUAUCAUUAGCUUCGACUGCAUCAUAGCGGAUGCAUUGUUUUUUAGUUUUUUCGUCAAUCAAAAUGUUUUAAAUAUUCAAAAAAAAAGUUUUGCAACGGAUUUAUCAUGUUCACAUUACAUCUCUCUUUUGUUUACGACUGUAUCGUCGCAAAUGAUGCUCAUUAGUUAAAAAAAAUGUUGAAAGAGCCAAGACAGCACACUGGUUUUACACACAGAAGCUGACACUUUCAGGGAUUUGUUUUUCUCUUUUUGUCUAGAAAAAGUAGUUUUUGUCUGAGCUAGAUGAUUUUCUCUCAUAUUGUGUUAGCCAUGGAAAACUUGGAGGUUUUUGUUUUUCUUUCCAAGCACUUCAGACACAUGCUGUGCCUUCAAACUCACCUCUUCUAAAAAGGGAAAUGUUUGUGCUUGUGGUAUGUUUAAUGAUGCACGUUUGCACGUAAAGUAAGAAACUCUUCAGAAAGGAGAGUGAUAAAUGUGACCCAUCAUAUCAAAAUGAGGAUUAAUCAAAUUUGGUCAAAAUGACCUAAUUGCGUUUUCAGAUCCCUGGCUUUAAAAGCUACAUUUUGAUACCUGGAUCAUUUUGAUAUCAGAAGCUUAUCCAUGGCUAUGGCUUAAUUUGUCUUAUUGGUUACUAUAAUAAAUUACUGUUCGGUCUGAAUCCUAAUUUUAUGUAAAUGUAUUGAGUUUUUGAUGUCAAUACAAAACGAGGAAACCUAAAAUAGUAUUUGUAUGUUAAGAUUUCCCAGUUGGAAAGAAAUAAAAAUAUUGCGAGCUCACAGGGAAAAAUUCAAAAUUUGAAAGCGUUUUUCCUCCAAAAGGUUUUUGUUGCUACUGCUCAAAUAAAAUGCUUCAAAACAGUUUUAAAGAUUAUAUUUCAGACAGUUCAUUCAAAUGAU
Austrofundulus limnaeus is the source of this 1970-nucleotide messenger RNA. Its product is annotated as caspase-6. The transcript is spliced from 8 exons. Gene Ontology annotation, biological process: proteolysis; apoptotic process; positive regulation of neuron apoptotic process. Bases 2 to 898 code for a protein of 298 amino acids. Gene Ontology annotation, cellular component: cytoplasm. The record is from RefSeq and is a predicted model, not a curated record. Lineage: Eukaryota; Metazoa; Chordata; Actinopteri; Cyprinodontiformes; Rivulidae. Gene Ontology annotation, molecular function: cysteine-type endopeptidase activity.